Molecule: messenger RNA, 1092 nt
Organism: Sycon ciliatum
Lineage: Eukaryota; Metazoa; Porifera; Calcarea; Leucosolenida; Sycettidae
Product: E-selectin-like
Exons: 10
Coding region: 1-1092 (363 amino acids)
Source: RefSeq, a predicted model, not a curated record
AUGGCUGAUGCUUGUGGAAAAAAGUAUUUGUCUGGAAAUCAGCUAAAGUAUCUCCCUCCCGGUCUCUUUGCCAAUAGUCUCAACCUGUCUAUAUCAGAGCUAAUGGACAAUCCGUUGAGUUUGGACACUAGGCUGUGUAUGCUGGUAGAGCCUGUAGAUUUCACACAGUUAGUCAAUGCUAGCAAGAACGUCACUGACUAUAUCACAAAACUGAAUGCAUCAUAUUGCUCGAGUAGCUGUGUGAACAUUCCCCAAGAACAACCGACUGCUUGCUCGGACGGACAGAGAUGUGUUGGAGUCGUGUCCAACUUUUCAUGCGUUGUGAAAACGUGCAGCAUUCGAGUUCCGGUGAAUGGUAACAUGUCUCCAAGACAACCAGCCAUUAACUACAAUGAGAGUGUCAGAUAUUCCUGCAAUGCUGGAUACGUACUGGUCGGAGCUGAGAGUGCCGCAUGUACUGACACUUCUCUGCUUUCCCAUUCGAUACCAACUUGCAAAGUGCUAGAUGUUAACGAAUGUGCUAGCGGCAUGCACCGGUGUGACAAGAAUGCAGUCUGUACAAGUCUGAACUCCACACACGUAACAUGUAACUGCAGCACUGGAUAUACUGGUAACGGGACUACGUGCUCGGCCAUUGGUGGUUUCUGCCCCGAGUUGAUUGUCACCAACAUGGACCUCUCCGUAGCGUCCCGAUCACAGAACACGCUUGGUCAGCAGAUCAAGCUGGCCUGCGCACCACACUUUCAAGUGAUUCUGGGAACUUUGCAGACCAGUGCAUACACAUGUGCAGAGAAGAAUGCCACUGGUGUGUGGUUAGGCGACGCUGUGUGCGGAUCGUCCGUCGAGACCAGCAACGUGCCCGCCAACCCGGUCGGCGUGAUAAUGGGUGUGAUCGCUGGAGUCUUCAUACUGUUUAUUGGAGUGGGCGUGUUGAUGCAAGGUCAAGGCGCGCUGACCAAUCCCACAAGCACGGUUGACGCACAGAAAGAGGAGAGCGAUGUGAACCGCAGUGUGUCGGAAAGAAGACGACGAAGAAGCUCAGCUUUGCCCAUGCUGGCCAUGCAACAGAUGUCCCCAGUGGACCAUGAAUGA